AAUUUAGGCAAGGCAGUAAAAAAGGUCUACCACCAUUUUUGGCUUGGCUGGCCAUGGAAUUGUAAAUUAGUCCACCAUCCAUUGAUACAUACAGUUCAUUUCCAGCGAAUACAGCCGGAUUUCCCCUCUCUCCUCUCUCCUCCUUUCCUCUCCGUUUUUCACAAACCUCCAAGCUUCACUUCCUUCACUACCUCUGCCACCUGACGUUUACAGAAUAAUCACUGACUCAUCCGUGUCCAUCCUGUAACUGGAAGAUCAGAUUUGCGUUGGUAGGGAAGAGGAAUGGCGAGUCGAGUAAAGGAGGAUGCGAAAAACGAGAAAACUAUUCGGAAUCUGCUUAAGCUUUCCGAGAAUCGCAGAUGCAUUAACUGCAAUAGCUUGGGACCACAAUAUGUCUGUACAAAUUUCUGGACUUUUGUUUGCACAAACUGCAGUGGGAUACAUCGAGAGUUCACACACAGAGUAAAAUCAAUAUCAAUGGCCAAAUUUACAUCGCAAGAAGUUGCUUCUCUUCAAGGAGGUGGAAAUGCGCGUGCUAAGGAAGUUUACUUGAAGGAGCUGGAUUCACAGCGGAAUUCUUUUCCUGAUAGCAGCCAUGUUGAGAAGCUUCGAGACUUUAUCAGACACGUCUAUGUUGAUAGACGAUAUACUGGUGAGAGGAGUUUAGACAAACCACCAAGAGGAAAGAUGGGCGAACCAGAAGAUUCCUAUGCAAACAAGAGGAAUGAUGCAUAUCAUAGUGGAUCGAGAAGCCCUGCAUCUGAGGAUGGAUAUGAGCGUCGUUAUGGUGACAGGCCAAGCCCCGGUGGUAGAAGUGAUGACAGAAGUAGUUUGGACAGUAGGAGUCCAGGGUAUCUAGAAAGUCGACAAUAUGGUGAUAACAGGAAAAGCCCAGCCCAUACUGAGGUUGUGAAUGACUGGCGACGUGAAGAUAGAUUUGGGAAUGGUAGGAAAACAGAUGAUAGUAGAACUUUUGAUACAAGAUCACCUGACCUUCAAAAAGAUGGGAAUAUUUCUAGUCCCCCUAUGGCUCGUCCUGUCAGGGAGAUUUUGGGGGACAAUGUAUUGCCUCUUCGUAUUGAACCUCCUAAAGAUAAUGGUUCCUUUGUCACACAGAGGAGUGUUUCAUCAAGUAGCUUGGCAUCUUCUAAUGGAAAUCCAGCCGAAACUAAAAAUGAGAAUUUUGGAUCUCUCAUUGAUUUCGACGCUUUUGCUGAACCUAUUCCAGUAACCGCCACAACAACACAACAGACUCAGCAAGCUGUUCCAGACAAAUCCACUGAUCAGCUAGGUACUUUGUCCAAUGCUGACAACUGGGCUUGCUUUGACUCUGCCCCCACCACAAUACCUUCUGCUUCGUCGAAUGACAAUCCAUUGCUAUCUGUAUUUUCACAAUUUUCCUCUUCAACAUCCGUAGUAGCUCCCUCUGCUGUAGCACCUGGUAGCAAUAAUUUGAUGCCUGGAGGCGAUUUAUUUGCAUUACAAUCUAGUACUAAUCCACCAGUUGCACCUCCAGGGCAAAUGUUUGUCUCAAAUGACAGUAAUAAUGUUCAAGCUAUCUCUUCUGCAAACAACUUGAACAUGUCACCCCCUGCGAAUUAUCCAUCCUUUGGUUUGCCUGCCGCAGCUCCAGCAAACAACUUUGCUCAAUUUCCUUCUGCAACUGUUCCUGUGGCGGUUUCUGGGCCACCAUCGGGGUAUCCAUCAAAUGUGCCGACUUCCCAUGGCAUGCCUCAUGGUCAGCAUCCCUCCUUUCCUCCUAGCCAGUCAUUUGCUCCGUCUGUUGGUGGACCUCCAAAUAAUCAGCCAUGGAAUUCGUCCAUUGCUCCAACUUCUGUUGCUUCUUCCAAUGUUUCACCUGUCCCUACUGGCCAAUCUGGCUUUUUACCUUUCUCGGAGGCAGUCCAUGCUGGUGCAGCUCAGCCUUCUUCUACAGCGGAACCCAAAUCUGCCUCACGAAAAGAAUUGCCCCAGGAUAUAUUUGCCUCAACUUAUCCAUCUUAUGGAGGAAUGCCAGGUUGGCAAACUGCUCCUCUCCCUGGAUAUGGACUCCAAAUGCAAUAUAAUAAUCCUGCAAUGCAAAUGCCCCAUCCACAUCUACAGUCAUCAAAAUCCAGCAAUCCAUUUGAUCUCAAUGAUGAAAUGCCUCCUCCGGCUCAGGUUUCAUCGAACCAGUUUCCUUCCAUGGGAUCUAUGCAAGACGCCUUACCAAUGUGGGGUUCCCAGUCAUCAUCUUAUUCAUCUGGUGUACCUCAAGCACAACAACCAUUUAUGCCUCCUCCCAAUUCAUUAAUGACGCAGUCGGUUCCUAAUAACAACAUACCCAUAAGUAGUAGGCCUCCUCCUCCUCAAGGUGUAAUGGACUUUUUUGGCGCGGAAUUUGCAACCUCGAAUCCUCCUCCUGGCCACGAUCAUCAUCAUCAACAACAAAUGGUGGGGGGUGGAAUAUAUUCAGCAGGACCAGUUGCAGCGGCGAAUACUUUUCCUUCCAUGGGAGGGAACCCCUUUGGAUAAAAAAAAGUACAUCUUUAUUGUUUUUUGUAUUUUGGAGUGGGCAAAAUUUUGUAUCUCUUGAUUAUAUUAUUGCAGAUUGGUUAAAAAAAAAAAGCCUUAUUUAUUCCUCAAGUAGAAGAGGAAUGUUUGAGAAAGAGGAGGAAUGAAAUGCUGCUGCUUGAAACCACUACCACCAUCACCUCAAAUUGGUAUCUGUCAGCUUUAUUCUAUCCGAUUGUAAAAUUUUUAAAAAAGGCAAAAUUCCUUUUUAUUAUUUAUUAUUAUUAUUAUUGACUGAGGUGAAGAAUUUGUUGUAAGAUAUUUGUGAUUGUAAAGAAUGAUUGAUAUGUAGUUAAUACCAUUUUGGUAUUAUUUAAUGUUUUUUUGUUUACAUUAUUGA
Messenger RNA from Impatiens glandulifera, 2893 nucleotides. RefSeq names its product probable ADP-ribosylation factor GTPase-activating protein AGD14. Gene Ontology annotation, molecular function: GTPase activator activity. The coding region runs from base 283 to 2514 and encodes 743 amino acids. The record is from RefSeq and is a predicted model, not a curated record. The transcript has 14 exons. NCBI's taxonomy places the organism in Eukaryota, Viridiplantae, Streptophyta, Magnoliopsida, Ericales, Balsaminaceae.